Molecule: messenger RNA, 696 nt
Organism: Paramecium sonneborni
Lineage: Eukaryota; Ciliophora; Oligohymenophorea; Peniculida; Parameciidae
Source: the annotation of a GenBank genome assembly
AUGAAUAAUUUAGUUGGAAACUUUUAGAAGUAUAGAGUUUCCUCAAUGAAUUCAGAUCUUCCAUUCAUUUAAAAUAGAAAAUAAAUUAGAGCCAUUUCUCUACAAUAAAUCUUUGAUAAAGUAAAAUAAAAUUCUCAACAAGUUGAUUUUAAUCUCAGUAACUUUGAUUAUAAUAAUCAAAUCAAAUCCAAGAAGUAUUGAUUCAACUAUAUUAGUUUGAACUUUAAAAAUCCUCCAUAGACUGAAAGAUAAGAUACUAAAUUAAGAUCUCAAUCUAUGACAAAUCGAUUAUUAAGAUAAAAAGGGAGUGAAACUAUGCUUACUCAAACAGAUUCAAAGAAAACUAAUAAUUUAUUGUAAAUCCCACAUGUUAACUAUCAUUCAGACACUAAACUUCAGAAAUAAAGAAUUUAUCUAAAAAAAAUUGAAAAAAAUAAAUUGCUAAACAACGAAGCUAACACAUCUCUAUUAUAAUUAAAACAAAAGAAAUAAUGUGAAAGUGAUUAAAAAUUUGUUAAUUUCACUCAUUCAACAAACAAUUUAUUAAGCCAUAUAAGUGAAAGAGCCAAUUUUAAAAAAAUUCGCUUAAGUUAACAAAAUGAUUUAAUUUAAAUCAAAUCUGAUGGACCAUUAUUAAGUUUUAGAGAAUUUGCAUAAUUGCAAGGAUUUAAAUUACCAACAUUUUUACAAAAGUGA